This is a messenger RNA of Merops nubicus (carmine bee-eater), 1257 nucleotides long. It is a transcript of the gene LRRC34, whose product is annotated as leucine rich repeat containing 34. The coding region runs from base 1 to 1257 and encodes 418 amino acids. Gene Ontology annotation, molecular function: protein binding. The transcript has 10 exons. The record is from RefSeq and is a predicted model, not a curated record. NCBI's taxonomy places the organism in Eukaryota, Metazoa, Chordata, Aves, Coraciiformes, Meropidae.
AUGUCGGUUCAUCCACAUCUUCACCGGCACUAUGUGCAGGCCUGCCAAAACUUGGGCCAACCUGAAAACCCCUUCAUUGCUCAUGUGCUCCGAGAAGCUGAUAAAAAUGAUAAAAACAGGCAGACAAAAGGGACCACAUUAAAAAUUGCUGGAAAUAAUCAUCUAGUGCCUGUGCAGAGAGUUACAGAUGAUGAUCUUCAAGUUCUCGCCUCUGUCCUACACAAUACUGUGUUUGUCACAGGUUUGGAUCUUCGGUACAAUGUAUUGACUGAUGCUGGAGCAAAGCACGUGGCAGCAUUCCUCCAGGAAAACUCCACUCUGCAGUACCUCAACCUGAUGUUUAAUGAUAUUGGCACAAGCGGAGCAGAGCUGAUAGCAGGAGCACUCCACAGGAAUGAAACUCUUCUGUAUUUGAGAAUGACUGGAAACAAAAUAGGAAACAAAGGUGGGAUGUUCUUUGCUUCAAUGCUACAGAUUAAUUCAACCUUGGAGAAGCUGGAUCUUGGAGACUGUGAUAUGGGGACACAGUGUCUAAUAGCAAUAGCAACAGCCCUGACUCAGAACACAUCCGUCAAAGCAAUAAACCUCAGUCGUCCUUUACUGUACAGCCAAGAGGAAGAGACUACAGUUCAUGUAGCUCUGAUGCUGAGAAAUAACUCUUCUCUUGUGGAACUACACUUGUGCAAGCAUGAAAUGAAAAACUUUGGUGUAGAGCGACUAUGUGAGGCAUUGUAUGAAAACAGCAGCCUGAGGUACCUUGAUCUUAGCUGUAAUAAGGUAACCUGUGAUGGCGUAAAAUUUUUGGGAGAACUACUAAAGCGGAACCAAACCCUGGAAAUCCUAGACCUUAAUGCAAACCGGAUGGAAGACGAUGGAGCCAUCCACCUGAGCGGAGCCUUGGCCUUGUACAACAGGACUCUUCGGGCGUUGUCAGUAGUAAGCAAUAAUAUAAGUGGCAAAGGACUUGUAGCACUUUCAGAUGCAAUGAAAAUAAACACAGAACUUUCCUAUAUUUACAUCUGGGGGAACAAGUUUGAUGAAGCCACCUGUAUGGCAUUUUCAGAUUUGAUUCAGAGGGGCCGGCUGGAGCCUUCUCACACAGACGUGGAGCCGUACGAGGUGGACGGGCGCGUUCACCUGGCAGAGCUCGCCCACGGCCUGCGCCAGCAUCACUACUGGAUGCCGAGCGGUGGGGGGGCGAUGAGCAGGGCUGCCAACGCCAGUCUGGCGAUCGCGGCCGUUUCACAACACCUGUGA